Messenger RNA from Sphaerulina musiva SO2202, 1414 nucleotides. Its product is annotated as RNA-binding domain-containing protein. The coding region runs from base 525 to 1061 and encodes 178 amino acids. The record is from RefSeq and is a predicted model, not a curated record. Gene Ontology annotation, molecular function: RNA binding. The transcript has 7 exons. NCBI's taxonomy places the organism in Eukaryota, Fungi, Ascomycota, Dothideomycetes, Mycosphaerellales, Mycosphaerellaceae.
ACUUUUCCUCUCCUCUCGCCGGUUGUGUGAAACUCGCGCUGCCUCGAUCGUCCCGGUUCUUGGUGUCUCUGCCCGCAUCAUCUGUGGCCAACUGUCCCGCACUAGGUGGUAUUGCACUCGCACACCCGACCGAUCCAACUGCGUGGUAACGGCGACCGUCUUUCGGCACCGCACAAACAGCACUUUGGCACUACCUGACUGACCUUACUGGCUCACUUCGGCGAUCAUUUGGCGACCUCAGAACACCGCAUCAUCAUCAGGUAGCUCUCAGCCUUGGACACGUGCUAAUCCUGGUCACUUCUCGGCCGUGCUGCAUGUGACUGGUCCCGCUCUGCCCUUUGCAGCCUUGUUCCCCAAGUUUGAAUCUGACCUUCUUUCACAAACAUCAACCACACCAACUUCCAUCGACUGCAACUUUCCGUUCCACACGCCCCCAGACCAGUGCGAGAGAGUGUGCGCGGUGCUACCUACAGUGCGACGAGAGAUCAAUUCGGUCCUUACCUUUCGCGACAAGACAGACGACAAUGUCUAAGCUAUUCAUCGGCGGCCUGGCAUGGCAUACUGAUGACCAAACCUUGCGCGCCAAGUUCGAGGAGUUCGGUCAAGUCGACGAAGCCGUCGUUGUCAAGGACCGCGAUACCGGUCGCAGCCGUGGCUUCGGUUUCGUGCGCUUUGCCGAAGAUGCAGGUGCCGAUGCUGCCAUUGCGGCCAUGAACAAUGUCGAAUUCGACGGACGCACCAUCCGCGUUGACAAGGCUAGUGACCGUGGCAGCGGAGGAGGCGGUGGCUUUGGCGGCGGACGCGGCGGCGGUGGAUACGGUGGCGGCGGUCGUGGUGGCUAUGGAGGCCAGCAGGGCGGCGGCUACGGUGGUGGCUACGGAUCCGGCGGUGGCUAUGGUGGCCAGCAGGGCGGUUACGGUGGCGGCGGCUACCAGGGCGGCGGCGGUGGUGGAAACUGGCGCGGUGGAGGCGGUGGUGGCUACGGUGGCCAAGAUGGCGGCUACCAGCAGCAGCCCAACGGCGGUGGCUAUGGCGGCCAGCAGCAGCAGGGCGGCUACUAGUCAUCUGCUGACACGACCCAUUUCUUACUCUCCUCUACACCUUUCUCAAAAGUUGGGAUCAAGGAUUACUCUCACUCGAGAGACUUAGAGUGAAUGCAGAUGCAAUAGCAUGGAGCUCGGGGAUGGGACAUGCAUGUUUCUACGGCCAGCGGCAACGACAGCCGCACCGUCCUGCUUCGGCAAGGGCAGCUGUUUGUGAUUCGGGCUUGGAAUCGACCGACGAAGAGAUCAAAUGAUACCCACGCUGCGGCAGAAGAUGAUGGUAGCUAGGCGUUGUUGCUUUAUUAGCUCUGUGCGCUGCGAUUAGCACGCAUAAUGGCAUGGAGUCACGAGUCUUGAUCACUGUCUUUUAC